Rasamsonia emersonii CBS 393.64 is the source of this 6912-nucleotide messenger RNA. RefSeq names its product DNA-directed DNA polymerase. The record is from RefSeq and is a predicted model, not a curated record. NCBI's taxonomy places the organism in Eukaryota, Fungi, Ascomycota, Eurotiomycetes, Eurotiales, Trichocomaceae. Gene Ontology annotation, molecular function: DNA-directed DNA polymerase activity; single-stranded DNA 3'-5' DNA exonuclease activity; nucleotide binding. The transcript is spliced from 6 exons. Gene Ontology annotation, biological process: nucleotide-excision repair, DNA gap filling; leading strand elongation; DNA replication. The coding region runs from base 1 to 6912 and encodes 2303 amino acids. Gene Ontology annotation, cellular component: epsilon DNA polymerase complex; nucleus.
AUGCCUUCACGAAAGCCCAGCAAAUAUGGAAACAAAUUCCGGUCAAAGGCCGCUUCGUUCAAACCCAAGCGGGCAAAAACAGUCGAAUUUUCUUCCCUCCGGUCGACAGAAGCUACCUCCCAAGAUGAGAAGUUCGAGGCAAUUCGGCUGGCCAACAGUAUCGACGAGGCCAUGGGCUUUCCCCGAUUCGAGGCCGGCGAGAAGAGGGAGGGUUGGCUGAUUAAUAUGCACAGUACUUCCAUUGAGGACCCUAAUGUUCCCGGAGGCCGAGCCGGUGUGGAUUUCUAUUUCCUCGAGGACAAUGGGGGCAGUUUCAAGGCCACCGUGGAGUACGAUCCUUACUUUCUGAUUGCAGUGAAAGGAGGGCGCGAAGCAGAAGUCGAAGAAUGGUGUCGAAGGAUGUUCGAAGGCCUGAUCAAAAGCAUCAAACGGGUGGAAAAAGAGGAUCUUCAGAUGCCGAACCAUCUCCUCGGACACCGGAGGACGUUUCUGCAACUCAACUUUGCGAAUGUAGGCAAUCUGCUGGAGGUUCGGAAAACGAUCAUGCCUAUCGCCGAGAAAAACAAGAAGAAUGUGACGGAAAUGGAUACUUAUGCGGAGAUGGCCAGGGCAAAUGCUGGUUUUGAUCUCUUUGAUGACGAAUUGACUAAUGACCCACGACCUAAUGCCACGUUGAAUGCGAGUGAUUUUAUAAUUGAUAUUCGAGAAUAUGAUGUUCCUUACCACGUCAGAGUUGCUAUUGACAAAGAUAUCCGUAUCGGAAAGUGGUACACUGUGGAGGCCAAGCAUGGCGUUAUCACAUUGACGUGUAUUGAAGAACGACUUCAGCGAGCUGAUCCUGUUGUUCUUGCAUUCGAUAUUGAAACGACCAAACUACCUUUGAAAUUUCCCGACGCAGUAAUCGAUCAGAUCAUGAUGAUUUCCUAUAUGAUUGAUGGCAACGGAUUUCUCAUUACAAACCGGGAAAUCGUCUCAGAAGAUAUCAAUGACUUCGAGUACACUCCGAAGCCCGAGUACAGCGGUCCCUUUGUGAUCUUCAAUGAGCCCGAUGAGCGCCAUGCCAUAGAGCGAUUUUUUCAACAUAUUAAAGAAGCGAAGCCGACAGUUAUCGCGACAUACAACGGUGACUUUUUCGACUGGGCCUUCGUUGAAGCACGAGCAAGCGUCUUAGGGAUCGAUAUGUAUACUGAGAUUGGCUUUAGGAAAAACAGCGAGGACAUCUACCAGAGCAACCAUUGUGUUCAUAUGGACUGCUUCGCCUGGGUCAAUCGAGACAGUUAUCUUCCGCAGGGUAGCAGAGGCUUGAAAGCGGUUACUGUUGCCAAGCUGGGCUAUGAUCCCGACGAGCUGGACCCCGAAUUGAUGACACGAUAUGCCAGCGAACGCCCACAGACAUUGGCAGAAUACUCGGUCUCUGAUGCCGUUGCCACUUAUUAUCUCUACAUGAAAUACAUUCAUCCAUUCAUCUUCUCCCUUUGCACAAUCAUUCCCCUCAAUCCCGAUGAUGUUCUGCGGAAAGGUACGGGAACGUUGUGUGAGAUGCUUCUUAUGGUACAAGCAUACAAGAGCAAUAUCAUCCUUCCCAACAAGCAUAAAGAUCCGCCAGAAGCCUUCUACGAAGGACAUUUGCUAGAUUCGGAAACCUACGUCGGCGGUCAUGUUGAGAGUAUCGAAUCGGGCGUUUUCCGGAGUGACAUACCAGUCAACUUCUCUAUCGACACGAAGGCCAUCGAUGAAUUGCUCAACGAUCUGGACGCCGCUCUCAAAUUCAGUAUUGUUGUCGAGGAGAAGAAGUCCUUGGAUGACAUCACCAACUAUGAGGAAGUCAAGUCGCAGAUCGCAGAACGUCUGCUCAAUCUGAAGGCGACGCCGAACAGGAACGAAAGACCGCUGAUUUACCACUUGGAUGUUGCUUCUAUGUAUCCCAACAUUAUGACAACCAAUCGUUUGCAACCUGAUUCGAUGAAAAAGGAAUCAGACUGUGCCGCUUGCGACUUCAACCGACCCGGCAAGACGUGUGAUAGGCGACUUCCCUGGGCAUGGCGAGGCGAGUUUCUCCCCGCAAAGCGCGAUGAGUACAACAUGAUCCGACGCGCUGUGGAAAACGAAAAGUUUCCAGGCAAAGGCAAGAACGCACCAAUGCGCUCGUUCUCUGAUCUGAGCGCGGAGGAGCAAGCUGCCAUUGUCAAAAAGCGACUGCAGGACUACAGCAAGAAGAUCUAUCACAAGAUCCACGAUAGUAAAACGGUCGUGAGGGAAGCCAUCAUCUGUCAACGAGAGAACCCUUUCUAUGUCAAUACGGUGCGCAGCUUCCGUGACCGGCGAUACGACUUCAAAGCAAAACAGAAGGUAUGGAAGGGCAAAACUGAGACCCUGAAGGCUGCAGGAGCACCUGCUGCAGAAAUCGAGGAGGCGAAAAAGAUGAUUGUCUUGUUUGACUCCCUACAGCUGGCGCACAAGGUUAUCUUGAACAGUUUCUACGGUUACGUGAUGCGUAAGGGAUCCAGGUGGUAUUCCAUGGAAAUGGCGGGCGUCACAUGUCUUACAGGCGCUCAUAUCAUCCAAAUGGCAAGAGAGCUUGUUGAACGAAUCGGUCGUCCUCUGGAGCUCGAUACCGAUGGUAUCUGGUGUAUGCUUCCGGCAACCUUUCCAGAGAAUUUCGCGUUUACGUUAAAGAAUGGGAAGAAACUGCCGGUCUCCUACCCUUGUGUCAUGCUCAACCACAUCGUCCAUGGCAGGUUUACAAACCACCAAUAUCAGACUCUGGUCGACCCUGUGACGUUCAAAUAUGAAACCCACAGCGAUAAUUCUAUCUUCUUCGAGGUUGACGGACCAUACAAAGCUAUGAUCUUGCCUGCUUCCAAAGAAGAAGAUAAGAAUUUGAAAAAGCGCUAUGCUGUCUUCAACCAUGACGGUUCCCUUGCUGAGUUGAAGGGAUUUGAAGUUAAGCGCCGAGGCGAGCUGAAACUGAUCAAGAUUUUUCAGACUCAAAUCUUCAAAUUCUUCUUGGAGGGAUCGACUUUGGCGGAAACCUACGCUGCCGUGGCUCGGGUAGCCAACAGGUGGCUAGAUGUUCUCUAUGAGCGUGGGGCCACGUUGGCAGAUGAAGAGCUCAUCGAUCUCAUUUGCGAGAACAGAAGCAUGUCAAAGACUGUCGACGAGUACGGAGGCCAGAAGUCGACCUCAAUUACCACCGCAAGGCGCCUGGCGGAGUUUUUGGGUGAGCAAAUGAUUAAGGACAAGGGUCUCAACUGCCAAUAUAUUAUAUCUGCAAAACCCAAGAAUACCCCUGUCACCGACAGAGCGAUCCCCAUUACUAUCUUCUCGGCAGAAGAGAACGUGAAGCGAUUUUUCCUUCGGAAAUGGCUGAAGGACGAUCCCGGUGAUAUGGAUCCCAGAUCGGUGAUUGAUUGGGAUUACUAUAUCGAGAGAUUGGGAUCAGUUAUCCAAAAGUUGAUCACUAUUCCAGCUGCUUUGCAGAAGCUCCGCAACCCGGUUCCCAGGGUUCCACAUCCUGACUGGCUCCAGCGACGAGUCAACACCAGGGAUGACAAGCUCAAGCAGAAGAAGAUGACUGAUCUAUUCGAGAAGAACCCAUUGUCUGAUCUGUCAGCCAAUAUCUUGGAACAUCGUGUUCCCCACUCGAGUGACAUCGAAAAUGUCACGACGCAGUCUGCGGAGAAUCAAAAGACAUCUCCGCCCAGUAAGACGUCGCAGAAGAGAAAGCUGCCCGAGGGCCCUUCGACAACAUCUCUUGAUCCUUUCGCUAGCCUGCCCGCGACAAUGCCAUCAAUGACGGAGGACUACCAAGGGUUCAUUAAGUAUCAAAAGCAGAAGUGGAAGAUUCAGAAACAAGCUCGUAUCCGGCGUCGCCAGCUUUUCGGUGAGAGGUCAAACGUUGCAACAGACUCGUUAAGCCACUUCUUCCGGAAUCAAGCGGAAUUAUUAUUCAUCAGCACUUGGCAAGUUCUCCAGCUUCGGGAGACUGAUAUGCCUGGUGAAGUGCGAGCCUUCGUUUUAAUUGAUCGCAAAGUGCACGCCCUCACUGUUAAGGUUCCCCGUCAAAUAUUCGUCAACCUGAAGGGUGAUUCCUUGCCCGAUGUGGACGUCCCUGGCUGCGAGGUAGAGAAGGUGAAUCACACCUUGCCGAAUGGCCAUCCAUCUGUCCACCUCUUCAAGCUUACCUUGUCUGAAGACACCUACUUGAGAGAGGCUGAGAAGAUGGAAGUUCUCCUCAAUCAUCCAAGUGUGGAGGGCGUUUACGAGAGGAAUGUUCCUUUGAGUGUCCGGGCUGUGUUGAAGCUGGGCAGCUUGUGUACCUUUGACGAGAGUCAGCGAGGAGUGCUUGGAGAGGGGUUGGACCGUGGGUUUGAACUGUCGUCCUUACUUCACGCAUCAUCGGACAAGCCCUAUUUGGAUGCGUCACCCCUGACUUACUACUAUCUGUACCAUGUUGCCUCUGGCGAUAGACAGAUCUUCGCACUUUUCUCAACUACCAGGGACGUGGCCCACAUUGUCAUUUUGAAUCGGACGCGGGAUGCACAAGGUCUCCCAAACGUUGACAAGAUUUAUUCGGAGCUCCUUACUCGUAAACUUCAGGCCAAUGAAGCAGAAAACACGGCAAAUGCGUUCGAAUACCAAGAGAAAAUCCACUUCAAGACUGUCCAAGUGACGACGCUGAGAAAAGCACACCUUGAGGUGGGUGACCUGGUGAAGAAAUUACGGAGCGAGGAAAGCCAGCCAGUGGUACUCGUGAUUCAAUCACAGCAAAGACGGCGGUUAUGCCACGAUAUACCGAUCCUGAAAGAAUACCCAGUUCUCUCAGUCAAGCCUGAGACGUCGGACAUGGAUAUGCCGCCUCUGGGAUGGCAAUCCUUUGUCGCAAAGCGACUGGUUACUCACUACCUCUACCUGAGCCCUUGGAUCCAUCAUUUGACUAUGCUGGCACGGUACGGGGACGUGCCUCUCUGCAAUCUGGAAAGCGAUGACCCUCGAUAUCUGAUCGACAUUUCCUACGCAAGACGGCUGCAGCAAAGUAACGUUGUCCUAUGGUGGUCUGCAGGACCACGGCCAGAUCAUGCCGGCUAUGAGAAGGAUGACGUCCUGGGUCCCCUGGAGACCGUCGAGAUGCCGUCCAUUAACGUGCCAGGCACGUAUUCCACGGUGUCCAUUGAGCUUGAAGUUCGAAAUCUGGCGAUCAACACCAUCCUCACAUCAUCUAUCAUCAACGAAGUCGAAGGUAGCGACUCACUUCUUGCUCCCACUAACGGCGUGAGUGAUGGAACGGGUGUCCUCUACUCGGAGAAGGCCUUUGCAUCUGCUGGUGUGUACGUUCUACGUGACAUGGUUAAGCAAUGGUGGACAGAAGCCUGCGCCGGGAAUACCAUGGCGGAUAUAAUGGUCCAGCACUUGAUCCGAUGGGUCGAGAGUCCCAGUUCGUGUUUGUACGACCGCGCUUUGCAUUACUACGUCCGGAUGAUGUCGAAGAAGUCCUUCCAAAAACUGAUGGCAGACUUCCGUCGGGUGGGCUCGAAUGUGAUCUUCGCGAGCCCGACGCGGCUGCUCCUGCAGACGACGAAGACGGAAGUGGGCAACGCCUACGCGUACAGUCAAUACGUUCUGAAGUCGAUCCGGGGGGAUGCGGCGUUCCACUUUAUCGACCUCGAGAUCAAAGAAUACUGGGACUUCUUGGUUUGGUAUGACGAGUACAACUACGGCGGCAAAGGAUGCCGAGAAGUCGUGGAGGCAGAGGCUCAGCAACUGGAAACCAUCAUGCACUGGCAGAUGAGUCGGUUCCUUCCUGCUCCGAUGCAGAGUGUCUUCCAUGACUGGGUUGUUGAAUAUAUCGAGCUGAUGCAUAGUCUCAAACGGGGAGACGGCGCAGACGGCGAUAUUUCCUCCACACCGCGACUGACCCAGAUUCCUCGUGGGCCGCUUACGGAGGCAGAUGGAGAGGAAAUUACGUCUAUACUCGCGGAUCGGUUCUCGAAACCGCUGAAGAAGCAAAUUGCCGGUCUUAUUCGACGGCAGCGUGACGAGCUUCUGCACCCUGAAUUGGCCUCCGAUUAUGUCUUCCCGGUUCUUCCAGGGGUUUUGGUGGAUCCGAAUGAGGAAAAUCGAAACCCCGUGCUGGAGUUGGUCAAGUCGCUCAUGCAGGUGCUGAGCCUGUCGAAGAUCACGACCCUGGAGACACGUCUUCUCCGACGCGAGCUGCUCGCGCUCUUCGAGGUACGCGAAUUCAGCAAGGAAGGCCGGUUCGAGCACCCCAGCGCCAGCUUGAAGCUGCCCGAGUUGACCUGCAGCGCCUGCUGCUUGAUCCGUGAUCUGGAUCUGUGCCGGGAUGAAGAUGUCCUCCCUGACCCGGAGUUCGACGGCGGGAAAGGAGCUCCCAAGGCCUGGCGGUGUCCGUUUUGCCAGACUGAGUACGACCGGCUGGCGCAGGAGGAGAAGCUGAUCGGCCAGGUUCAUGGACUCGUGGUGGCCUGGCAGACGCAGGAUCUGAAAUGCUCCAAGUGCGGUGGACUCAAGGUCAGCGCGUUCAUGGAGCACUGUUCCUGCAGCGGCACCUGGGUUGCGACCAUGGAUCGGAACGAAGUGAUGAGGAAGCUGCGCGUCAUGGCGUUGGGGGAAGGGAAAAGGAAUUGCACUGGUUGGGCGUUUGACAAGGGAGCAUUGAUCGACGUUGACGUUGAUGUUGAUGUUUACUCUAUUUUGGGGUCUUCAUGCAUGGAUUGGAUAAUGAAAUCAUACUAUACCCGAGAUAAUCUCAGAACUUUUUGUGUCAUGGUGAUAGAAUAUAGCGGUGCAUUCAUGAUUGAGAAUACUUCGGAUAUAUUGAUACCUCCUGUUCUAAAGCCCCCGCAAAGCCUAUGCAGUAUAUUUUGUGUGUGGGGAUUCCUUAUGGUUAGUUAG